Chaetomium globosum CBS 148.51 is the source of this 1098-nucleotide messenger RNA. RefSeq lists its product as uncharacterized. NCBI's taxonomy places the organism in Eukaryota, Fungi, Ascomycota, Sordariomycetes, Sordariales, Chaetomiaceae. The record is from RefSeq and is a predicted model, not a curated record. The transcript has 3 exons. Gene Ontology annotation, molecular function: protein binding. Bases 1 to 1098 code for a protein of 365 amino acids.
AUGUACCCAAGCGGCAAAUACAAGAUCACCGGUCGCCGGACCGGUCUUUUCAUACCAACCAUGAGUACUCCUCGUCGCUCCACGCUCACGACACUUCCGGUUGAGCUUGUCUUGUCUGUUAUGGAUCACCUCGACAACUGGUACGACAUCCAUAACCUAAUGCGAGCGUACCAAGGCCUCGAAAACUCGAAUACGACUCGACGGCUUCAAAAGCUCAUGUUCCGCGCCGAUGCACGUAAACUGAAACAGCGCCUCGAUUCCGGCUACGGAGGGUAUCCCCUACUACAGUCGACACCUCCGAUAACCGCGGGUUGUUGGGCGAUCCUCAUGGGCGACGUCGAGCUAGCUCUAUCCGCUCUAGAUGAAUACCGAGUCCAGGGCAGCGAGGACUAUCUUUACGCCACGAGGGAUAGCACCGAGGGCCAUCUUCACUGCACGGGGUGCCAGGAAUCGGAAGGAGAUGAGCAGUUUCGGGGGCCCAGCCGUUUCAACAAGUGGGCGGAGGUGUUGCACCUGUCUAAACCAUGCACCAAUUACAUGGUCACCGCUCUGGGUCUGGCCGCCUGGCAAGGCCGCAAGGAUAUGGUCAAGGUCUUGAUAGACAAGGGCGCCCGGAUUCGUUGGCGGCACCCAGACGGAGGCUAUCCCACAAGCGAAGUAAUCGUGGUUGCCGCUCUCUCCGACUGGGGGUUGGACUUGGACGAGCAAAAAGGUAUGAAAAUGAAAGAAGAAGAAUGGAUGGACGUGGAGGAGCCAUGGGACACGGAACCUAUUACCGCCGACGUUGUUAUUAAUGGGGAAGAAUUGGACAAUAACGGCGAUGAAAUGGCUGAUAACCUCCGCCAGCCUGACGAAGAAAAACUCCAGAUGGAGGCAGCCCUCUUCAAAACAAUGAUGGAGGAAGGAGCCAAGCAACCGGUCAAGCCUAGCCAACUUCGAUGGGCACUGGAGACAGCUCUUGAAGGGUACUCCAUCAGGGCUUUGAACCGCCAUCCGCGCGUGAUCCUCCAUUUUGUCAAGAUGCUGAAUUAUCUGGUAGAAAGAGGUGCAACAUUCGAGAAACUCCACAGAAACUCUGUCAAGAUUGUUGCAACGUAA